AUCUUCUUUAUCAAAACCCCAAGCAACCACAACAUUCCACCCUCCCCCUCCUCAUUGGCCCUCAACAUUCUCUCUCUUUGUCUCUCCCGGUUUCUUCCUUUGGAUCUUCUCAUUUCUCUUCCAUUAAGGGUUUAAUUGUAUAAUUGGUGAUUAUAUAUCAUCAUCACUUAGAAGAAUUGAUUGAGGCCUUGUGGUGAAGUUAUUAUUCGGGUGUAACGAGGAAAUUAUAUAUAUAUUAUCAUCAAUAUAUUGAAAUAAAGAGGGGGUGCAUAUAGUUAAUUUGGUGAGUUAGAUUAUAAUAAUAUAUGGCACCUGUUUCAUUGCCUCCUGGGUUUAGGUUUCACCCUACCGACGAAGAACUUGUUUCUUAUUAUCUCAAAAGAAAGAUUAAUGGCCGUAGGAUUGAGUUGGAGAUCAUCCCUGAAGUUGAUCUCUACAAGUGUGAACCAUGGGACUUGCCAGGGAAGUCAUUGCUACCAGGAAAAGAUUUGGAGUGGUAUUUUUUCAGCCCUAGAGAUAGAAAGUAUCCAAAUGGUUCAAGAACAAAUAGAGCAACAAAAUGUGGAUAUUGGAAGGCAACUGGUAAAGAUAGAAAGGUACAGUCUGAAACUCGUUCUGUUGGAAUGAAGAAAACACUUGUUUACUAUAGAGGAAGGGCCCCACAUGGUACUCGUACUGGUUGGGUUAUGCAUGAGUAUCGUCUUGAUGAAAGAGAAUGUCAAAAUCCUUCUUCUGGCUUGCAAGAUGCUUAUGCUCUUUGUCGUGUCUUCAAGAAGAGUACUGUUAUUGUUCCUAAACUUGCUCAUAAUCUCUCAAUUACAACUGAUCACUCUCAAGGUAGAGGUGAUGUUUUAGAUACCUCUAAUUAUAAUUUCAUGCCAUGUCAUUCAACCUCUACUCAAAACCUUCAUGGUCUUCUCACAAGGGAUAAUAAUUCUACUUGGACACAAUUCUUAUCUGAUGAUUUACUCAAUCUUCCAAUGUCUUCUUCUUUUCCCAAUUAUGCUUCCACACCUUACCCUCCAUCUAAGGUCGAUAUAGCACUAGAGUGUGCAAGGAUGCAACAUAGGUUUUCCAUGCCUCCCUUGGAAGUGGAGGACUUCCCUCAAGUUUCUAUUUCUGAGCUCAAUUCAAUGUGUAGUGGAAACAGAAAUGAAACUGAUAUUUUGCAAGAAAUUCUAUCUGUUGCUCAAGCUUCCCAAGAUUUGAUUCAUCAAUCAAACUACUCUCAUCCAUUUGGUGGCAAUCAAAAUGAUUUUACUUUUAUGGUUGGAAAUAAUUAUAAUCAUGUUAAUGAUCAUAUGAGUUCCAUGAGAUAUGAUGACAAAGCAUGGGAAGAUCCAAACACAAGAUCAAUUGAGAUUGGAGAUCUUGAUGAUGAAUUCAAGGCAGAGAGGAUGGUAGAGAAUUUAAGAUGGGUUGGAAUGUCAAGCAAUGAUUUAGAGAAGAGUUUCAUGGAAGAGCAUCAAAAAGUUGUUCCAAUUGAGGAUAUUUCAAGCUUCCAAACAAAUAGGAAAGAGAAUGAGGUGCAAGUAGAAUCUGAGCAACAAAAUAUCAACAAAGAACUCAAUGACAAUGACAUUGAAAAUUUCUCAAUGGGAUUUAUCAAUGAUGAUGACCCUAAUGAGAAUUUUAUAAAUGAAGGUAACAUUGAUUAUUCAAAUUCUACAAGCUAUGAAGUUGUUGAGGAAACAAAAAUUAGUCAUGGAAUGUUUGUUGCUACACGCCAAGUAGCCGACACAUUUUUUCACAAAAUAACUCCUUCACAAACAAUCAAAGUUCAACUUAAUCCAAUUAUGGAAAAUAAACAAUCUAUAGAGAAUAAAGAGAUCACAUUGAUUAUACCAAAAAAUCAAGGGAACUCUCUCUUAAGGAAAUUUAAGGCAAAUUUUAUAGGGUAUAUGAAAAAACCAACAAAAACAAUGGUAAAUGCUAUUGUGUUCAUAUUUGCACUUUUUUUGGUGCUUUGUGUUUAUUUGAAGGAGCAAGUAGAAGAUUGGAAACCAAAACCAGAGUAUGUGAAAAGGAAAAAUUGCUAUGAAGCUAGUAAUAGCAUGAAGAGAGUGAUCAAUUGGAAUGAGCAAGAAAAAAUUUGGUUUAUUGGUAUCAAAAGUGGUAAAGGUUUUGAUGUGGUUUUGAAGAAGAUAGGAAUUUUCCUUACCAUAUCCUUGGCUAUUUGUACUAUGUGGGUUAACCACAUAAUAGCUAGCCCUUGAAUUAAUGUUCCUAAUUUCAUUUUGUUUUUAGUUUUUAACUUAAGGAUUUGAUAUAGAAAAAACAAUUUAAAUUCUCAAAUUGGGGUUCUUUAAAUUAUAUAGGGGGUUAAUGAUGUCUCCAAAUACUUGUAUUUUACUUGGUCACACAUAUGUUAUUUGAUUAAGAAUUUGUUGCAUUCAA
This is a messenger RNA of Cicer arietinum (chickpea), 2397 nucleotides long. RefSeq names its product NAC domain-containing protein (gene NAC44). The record is from RefSeq and is a predicted model, not a curated record. Gene Ontology annotation, molecular function: DNA binding. Lineage: Eukaryota; Viridiplantae; Streptophyta; Magnoliopsida; Fabales; Fabaceae. Gene Ontology annotation, biological process: regulation of DNA-templated transcription.